Drosophila persimilis is the source of this 4758-nucleotide messenger RNA. RefSeq names its product calcium-dependent secretion activator (gene Cadps). Gene Ontology annotation, biological process: synaptic vesicle exocytosis; dense core granule exocytosis. The coding region runs from base 148 to 4758 and encodes 1536 amino acids. The transcript is spliced from 25 exons. The record is from RefSeq and is a predicted model, not a curated record. Lineage: Eukaryota; Metazoa; Arthropoda; Insecta; Diptera; Drosophilidae.
UGCUAUUAAUCGUUAAAUACUUACAAACAAUGUAUACAUAAUGUACUUGAACUAACAUAAUUUUUUAGCACGUGAACCCCAAUCAGUGAAUAGCGUUCAGAUGUUUGAGUACAACGCCUGACUCAACGGCUUCCUUUCGUAUCUAUCAUGAUUGAUCCUAGUUCUAGUGAGGAAGAGGGCGAAGAAGAUCCCAUAGUAAAUGUGUCAACUAAAAGCCGUCUUGCAGUACCGCCUAAGUCUGCGGGAGGCAUUACUGUAGCAAGUGGUACUUCAAGUCCCGCGGUUGGAUCUAACAUUCCCGUAUCUGGAUCUAACGGUGAUUUUGAUGGAAACCAUAGGGCAUCUAAUGCCAUUGCUGUUGUAAAUCGAACUGAUGUUGGAAAUGUUGGUGUCGGGGGGGCAAUGGUCCCAGGCCCAUCAAAAAAUGACCAAGUACAUGGUAAUCGCGCCGAAGGGGGUAACCUUGAGGUUCCAAACAACGGCAUUCCCAGUGGUGUUUCGCAAGAAACAUUAAAUCAGAGCAUCGGAUCGUCGAGGGCCAACUCACUGCCACGACCUGUGUCACCAUCACCAUCUGUUAACAGCGAUAAGCCUGAAACAGGAGACCCACAUGAUAAACAUGAACGCGAGGAGGAAGAACGCAAACGCCGAAUUCAGCUGUACGUAUUUAUAUCACGAUGUAUUUCGUAUCCGUUUAAUGCUAAACAGCCUACGGAUAUGACAAAACGGCAACCAAAAAUUACGAAACAACAAUUAGAGAUAAUUACCCAACGAUUCCAGUCAUUUCUUAAGGGAGAAACACAAAUAAUGGCGGACGAGGCAUUUCAAAAUGCUGUACAGAGUUACCAUGAUGUGUUUUUAAAGUCGGAGCGUGUUCUAAAAAUGGUUCAAUCCGGAGCAUCUUCGCAGCACGAUUUUCGAGAAGUAUUCCGCAAUAAUAUUGAGAAACGUGUGAGAUCUUUACCAGAGAUAGAUGGGCUGAGUAAAGAAACGGUUUUAACUUCUUGGAUGGCAAAAUUUGACAUUAUAUUAAAGGGCAGUGGCGAAGAGGAUUCAAAAAGACCGUCACGCAUGCAGCAGUCCCUAAACAGCGAGUUAAUUCUUUCUAAGGAGCAAUUGUACGACAUGUUUCAGCAAAUAUUGUCUGUAAAAAAAUUUGAGCAUCAAAUUCUGUUUAACGCCUUGAUGUUGGAUUCGGCAGAUGAACAAGCAGCAGCAAUACGUCGGGAAUUGGAUGGACGAAUGCAACGGGUUGGAGAAAUGGAAAAAAAUCGUAAACUUAUGCCCAAAUUUGUUCUCAAAGAAAUGGAGUCUCUUUAUAUUGAGGAGUUAAAGUCAUCUAUAAAUUUAUUAAUGGCAAAUCUUGAGUCACUUCCAGUAUCGAAAGGUAAUAUGGACAGUAAAUAUGGACUACAAAAGUUAAAACGCUAUAACCAUAGUACACCGUCAUUUUUGAAACUGAUAUUGCGCUCCCAUGGCUCUCUAUCUAAACUGGAGGGCGACUCAGAAGAUGGUUCUACACAAUUAACAAAGUUAGACGUUGUACUUACCUUUCAACUAGAAGUCAUUGUAAUGGAAGUUAAGGGUCUUAAAUCGCUUGCUCCUAAUCGUAUUGUUUAUUGCACGAUGGAAGUUGAGAAUGGCGAAAAGCUUCAAACGGACCAAGCAGAGGCAUCAAAACCAAUGUGGGACACUCAAGGCGAUUUUACUACUACACAUCCAUUACCUGUUGUCAAAGUGAAGCUUUAUACAGAAAACCCUGGAAUGUUGGCGUUAGAGGAUAAAGAAUUGGGGAAAGUAACCCUGAGACCUACUCCACUGUCAUCCAAAUCACCAGAAUGGCACCGUAUGAUUAUACCAAAGAAUUUGCCAGAUCAAGAUAUACGUAUUAAAAUAGCAUGCAGACUCGAUAAACCAUUAAAUAUGAAACAUUGUGGGCAUCUUUAUGCAAUUGGCAAAUCUGUUUGGAAAAAGUGGAAGCGACGCUAUUUUGUGUUAGUUCAAGUUUCCCAGUACACAUUUGCAAUGUGUAGUUACAAAGAGAAAAAAUCAGAGCCGUCUGAGAUGAUGCAGCUUGAUGGAUAUACGGUAGAUUACAUCGAGGCAGCUAGCGCUAAUCUUAUGUUCGGCAUCGAUUUAAAUGGUGGUCGUUAUUUCUUUAAUGCUGUUCGCGAGGGUGAUAGCAUAUCAUUUGCUUGCGAUGAUGAGAACGAGUGUAGCCUGUGGGUUAUGGCAAUGUACAGGGCCACCGGCCAAUCUCAUAAACCUACGCCACCGAUCACUCAGGAUAAAAAUUCAGCUAUGUCGAAAAUACAAGGUGAUGCAGAUAAAGCACGAAAGCAUGGCAUGGAGGAUUAUAUAAGUGCUGAUCCUUGUACAUAUGACCAUGCUACGCUUUUUAAAACUUUACAAAACUUAACGCUUGAAUAUCGGCUUAACGAUCCGUACGCAUCUCUGGGAUGGUUUAGUCCUGGUCAAGUUUUUGUUUUAGAUGAAUAUUGCGCACGCUAUGGAGUACGCGGAUGCUAUAGACACUUAUGUUAUCUUUCUGACCUAUUGGAUCGGGCUGAAAAACAGCACAUGAUAGACCCGACGCUUAUUCACUAUUCAUUUGCAUUUUGCGCUAGUCAUGUCCACGGAAAUAGACCUGAUGGAGUGGGAAGCAUUACUCACGAAGAGAAAGAGAAGUUUGCCGAGAUCAAAGAACGCCUACGUCAGUUACUCGAGUUUCAAAUAACCAAUUUUAGAUAUUGCUUUCCUUUUGGUCGUCCCGAAGGUGCAUUAAAAGCAACAUUAUCCCUAUUAGAGAGAGUAUUGAUGAAAGAUAUAGUCACCCCGGUUCCACCUGAAGAGGUUCGACAAAUGAUUAAAAAAAGCUUAGAGACAGCUGCUCUUGUAAAUUACACACGACUCUCUAAUAAAGCAAAAAUUGAAGAUGAUUUGCGUGGAGAAAUUAUUGUACCGCCACCAAAAAAACUAGAAGACUUAAUUCACCUAGCCGAACUUUGCGUUGAUUUGCUACAACAAAACGAAGAACAUUAUGGAGAACUGCGCAGACAUGAUAAAGUGGAAAAAAUUAAAACGCGUAAGGAAGAUGGCGAUGUUUCAGGAGAACACAAUAUCAGCGAACUUGGUUCCGCCGCCAGUCAUGGAAUCAUUGGCAAAACUGAACAGGCAAUAGCUGCAGGGACUUCCACUGAUGGAUCAUCAUUUCGUUACUGUAUGCCAACACACGCGGUCUACACAUCGCCAGUACCAACGGCAUUUGCUUGGUUUAGCGACCUGCUGGUCGAACAUGCGGAAAUAUUUUGGUCUCUUUUCGCAGUUGACAUGGACCGAGUUUUAUCCGAGCAAGCUCCUGAUACAUGGGAUUCGUUUCCUUUAUUUCAAAUUCUUAAUGAUUAUUUAAGGGCAGAUGAUAACUUGCGCAAUGGUCGCUAUCAUCAACACCUUCGCGACACUUUUGCACCAUUAGUUGUGCGAUAUGUGGAUCUUAUGGAAUCUUCAAUAGCCCAAUCGAUACAUAAAGGAUUUGAAAAAGAACGCUGGGAGAGCAAAGGGAUUAACGCUGCUUUGAACCCUGCAGCAUUAAACAAUGCAGCCCAGGCGCUCAAUACAGCGGCCCUCAACCCAUCAACGCUACUUAGCGGCAAGAAAGAUCAAGUAAAUUUUUAUGUGCCGAAGCUACCAAGGCAAUCAGUUGCAACAGCCGCCGUCGACGAUAUGAGAAAUGGGUGUGCUACUUCCGAGGAUCUCUUUUGGAAGCUAGACGCACUACAGUCCUUCAUAAGGGAUCUGCACUGGCCAGAUGCUGAGUUUCGACAACAUUUAGAACAGCGGUUAAAAAUGAUGGCAGUUGAUAUGAUUGAGCAGUGCAUACAACGAACUGAUUCGUCUUUUCAGUCAUGGCUGAAAAAAAAUGUUGCUUUCAUAUCAACGGACUAUAUUAUACCAUCCGAGAUGUGCGCUAUGGUUAAUGUGAUAUUAGAUGCUAAAAAUCAAAGCUUUAAACUGACGACUAUUGAUGGCAUUGACUUGUAUAAAUUCCAUGCAAAAAUCGACGACCAAAUCGACAAAGCGAAUGUAGCGAUGACACAAGGGCUAAGUGGUAAACUUAUGUCAGUGCUAGAGUCGACUUUGUCAAAAUUAGCUCGAUACGACGAAGGAAGCUUGAUUGGUUCAAUUCUCAGUUUCACAAAUGUUUCGAGCUCUGGAAAGGACCUGGGACAGGGCUAUGUGAAUUUCUUACGGAAUAACAUGGACCAGAUACGUGGGAAAAUUGGUGACGAUUUAUGGACACUAAAUUUUUUCGAGCAAUGGUAUACACAGCAAGUUAUUAUGCUCAAUAAUUGGCUGUCGGAACGUUCGGAUAAUGCCCUGCAUUAUGCACAAGUCUCAUCUAUAUCUCAUAUUAUCAAGAAAAUAUAUUCCGACUUUGAACUGCAAGGUGUUUUGGAAGACAAGCUAAAUUCGAAAGCUUAUCAGACGGUGUCUGUUCGUAUGGCUACUGAAGAAGCAACUUGCUCUCUAACAAUGCCCGAAGUCGCCGAAGGAGAUGAGGCCUGUGAUGAUAUUCGAGAAGCGGAUGAGGAAGACACUGGCGAAGAAUCCAAUAUGCCUAGGGGCUUACCCAAAUCAAAAGUAGCUGCCGCUCAAGCUGCUGCUGUCACCAAUGUUGUUGCUGGACGCGUUGGAAAUUUGUUGGGAAAAGGUAUCGGCGGACUAAGCUCGAAGUUGGGAAGCGGAAGCUGGUUUUAA